Durusdinium trenchii is the source of this 426-nucleotide messenger RNA. NCBI's taxonomy places the organism in Eukaryota, Dinophyceae, Suessiales, Symbiodiniaceae. The record is from the annotation of a GenBank genome assembly.
AUGAAUGCUAGGAAUGCUGCCUUGGCGACCAUUUGCAGUGCUGAGGAGGAAGGAUUGAAUGAUAUCGAUAAAGAACUUGAAGAGGCAGUUGAAAAAGAAAUGGGUGUUCUGCCACUUCCAAAGCAUCGUCGGAGGACAAAAUCGUUUCGUAGCCCAAAGCCAAAAGAUGACGAGAACAAUGAAAAGAAGGAGGAACCGGUUGCUAACUCGAAGGUCACCCAGGACGGAUGGACAGUUGAGGUUCGGAAGAGAAAGUCGGGCAAAUUGCAAGGCGGCGUGUACAAAGUCUUCAUAGAUCCGAAGGGUGUCAAGUUCUAUAGUAAAACCAAGGCAGAACUUGCAGGGAUGGCAAAGAGUUCAAGUCCCAAGGCCCAUCUCAAGCCAAAGGCAAAGGGCAGGGAUAAGAAGAAGCAGAAGCAGGCCUAG